Micromonas pusilla CCMP1545 is the source of this 522-nucleotide messenger RNA. RefSeq lists its product as uncharacterized. NCBI's taxonomy places the organism in Eukaryota, Viridiplantae, Chlorophyta, Mamiellophyceae, Mamiellales, Mamiellaceae. The coding region runs from base 1 to 522 and encodes 173 amino acids. The transcript has 2 exons. The record is from RefSeq and is a predicted model, not a curated record.
AUGAGCUCCAAGCCCGACCCGAGCCCGCUGAACGGCAAACUCCAUCGCGCGCUGCCUCUCCCCAUCUCGACGCCGCGAGGGUACAUGUGGAACGAGAUCCGUAAACUUCGCCCGUCCACCGCGGAGGAGGCGGAGUGCCAGCCCACGAAGGACUCGUGCAGCAUCGAGCGCAUCGCGAUGAAGUACGACGAGCGGUGCUGCGCGUGCGACGGGUGCGGGAUCGUGAAGACGAGAUCGUUCGGCACGUCGCGCGUGAAGCGAUCGCGAUCGACGCAGGUGGGAGGAGUCGCGUCCGUCGCGUUGAUGAAGUGUCUCCUCUGCGGCGGCUUGGGGUACGUCCGCGUGUGCACGACGCGCGUCGAGCCGGACUUCAGCGCGAGCGGGAAGGACUCCAUGCCCGCGGACUACGAUCCGUAUGGUUUGGGCUUGCCGAAGACGCCGAACGAUCCGCUGUGCGAGCUAGACGAGGACGGCAAGUCCGUCGACGGGAGCGACAGGACGUGGAAGCCGACGAUGGAGUGA